AUGUUACGGAACUUCGAGUUCGUCAUGACAUACAUUCUCUUGCCGACCAUCUCGGUGUUCGGCGUCGUCGGCAACGUCAUGAGCAUGCUCGUGCUGCUCAAGCACGGGCUCCACAAGUGCUCCAACAUCCUCAUCUUCGCCCUGGCCGUGGCGGACCUGCUCUACCUGGUCGGCACUAACAACAUCGCCCUACAGAUUUACACCAGUGGGCCGAGCUUAGGGUUCUUCUACCCAGAGAGGGUUGCCGAGUUCUUGUUUGUGAUGUACCAUUUCGAAAUAGCGAUGGAGUCCGUGGGAAAAGUUGUGUCGUUGAUACUGCCGAGCUGCAUCACGUUCGAGCGUCUGCUCGCCGUGUUUUUCCCGCUUCAUUUCUCGAGGAUAUUAACGCCGCUGAGGAUUUGGGUGACCGUGGGGGUGCUGUACGUCUUCGGCGUGUCCGCCUAUGUCCAGUACCAGCUAAGAUUCAGACUCGUUUACGAGGUUGAUCCAUCGACCAACAGGAGCGUCGGGAUGAUUGCGGACUCGGAGAUCAUCAGCCAACACGCCCAGUACUACGUCAUCUUCAGACAGGCCUACAUAUUCAUCUACGGGCCAUUCCCGGUCGGAUUCUCGCUCGUCGGUUGUUUGUUGAUUGGUUUCAAAAUUAGGUUUCACGAAAAAAAACGCAAAACUUUAAUGAAUGUUAAAAACACUUUUGUAAAGGAGGUCAUUUGUGAGGUGCGUGAAAAUAAGCUAUCGUCUUUGAUUGCAAGAUUUAAAAAACAUAUUUUAGGUAGAAAUCAAGGAUUAGACGAUUCAACGGAAAAACCUGCUCAUGUUAUGAGAAGAAAAUCGCGUAACUCUAUAGAGGUGUCGGACAGUACAAUAGAGUACAAAUCACAAUCAGGGGAAGUAUGUUUUCCUUUAGAGUACGCAUCACAUUCUCCGGAAAAGCUCUUGGCAUCUGACGGAACGGCAUGUCAUCCGUCAAAAAACUUGCCCGCGGCAGCACUGUCAAAUCGCAACUCUUCAGAUUCUGACGAAAUGCCGCUAAGAAAAAUCACCGCGAAACACUCCCCAGGUCAUCGGGAGAGGAAAUCCUUCGAAGGAACCAGUACCGCCCAAAGCCGUGGCGGGAAGUCGGCGUCCGGCAGCAGCAUGAAACGGACGACGAGAACCCUGCUGACGGUCUGCAUCGUGUACACCAUCAUCGGGCUGUUCAACUUCGUGGCUCUGGUGUACAUCAAGUACUGCGACUGUGUCCAGGUCAACACGAGCAUGGUGGUGGAGCUGAUCCGCAAGUUAGGCCUCAGCGUCAACAGCUCCUGCAACUUCAUCAUCUACGUCGGCCUCAACAGGAACUUCCGGGACACGUACAGGGAGAUUUUUUGCCGCUGCGCCAGGCGGUGA
Molecule: messenger RNA, 1389 nt
Organism: Lymnaea stagnalis (great pond snail)
Lineage: Eukaryota; Metazoa; Mollusca; Gastropoda; Lymnaeidae
Source: the annotation of a GenBank genome assembly